Vicugna pacos (alpaca) is the source of this 5406-nucleotide messenger RNA. NCBI's taxonomy places the organism in Eukaryota, Metazoa, Chordata, Mammalia, Artiodactyla, Camelidae. The record is from RefSeq and is a predicted model, not a curated record.
UUUCUCUCCUUCGCACUCUGGUCUUUUCUUUGCCUCCGCAGCCGGCCAGGGGGCGGGCCCUGCAGCCUUUGUUGCCUGCGGACCCAGCGCAGCCGCCUGCCGGGCCGGAGCUCGGGCCCCAGGACGCCGGGAACUGCACACGGGUCGGGCAUGUCCUGAGCCGGACCCGGGACCGGGCAGCGAGCAGACGGGACGGACGAGAGUGUGCGUUCAGGGUCGCCAGGCGGCCGCCUGGCCCCGGCCAUGCCCGGCGGCCUGAGUCCCCGCAGCCCCGCGCCACUGCUGCGCCCCCUCCUCCUGCUCCUCUGCGCUCUGGCGCCCGGCGCCCACGGAUCCGCACCAGGGCACGCUGCCAAGGGCCGGGCGGCGCUGGACAUCGUGCACCCGGUGCGCGUGGACGCAGGGGGCUCCUUCCUGUCCUACGAGCUGUGGCCGCGCGCGCUGCGCAAGCGAGACGUGUCCGCGCGGCGCGGGGCGCCCGCCUUCUAUGAGCUGCAGUACCGCGGCCGCGAGCUGCGCUUCAACCUGACCCCUAGAAGCCCUUGGCUGUGUGAAAUGGCAGGGAAGAAGAUUCCAGGCAGAAGGUGCAAAGUGAACAAAGGCCCAGAGGGAGGAAAAUGCAGUGUACCUGGGGUCAGUCAGGGGUGGUGGGCUCCGCUGGGCAGGGCGGGCCUCAGAUCGUCAGGAAGAGCAGCUGAGCGCCAGCCCUGCCGUGUGCCCCUCGUGCUUCUUCCCCAGAAAGGGGUGUUCCAGCUCUCCCACGAGGACUACUUCAUUGAGCCCCUGGAUGGUGUCCCAGCCCGGCCUGGCCGUGCCCAGCCCCACGUGGUAUACAAGCGCCAAGCCCCUGACAGGCGGGCAGAGCUGGGGGAAUCCAGGGCUGCAGGCACCUGUGGGGUGAAAGAGUCCCCAGAUCUGGAGACCCGGCGGGAGCGUUGGGAGCAGCGGCAGCAGUGGCGACGGCAGCGGCCGAGGCGUCUACACCAGCGCUCGGUCAGCAAAGAGAAGUGGGUGGAGACCCUGGUGGUAGCUGAUACCAAAAUGGUGGAGUACCACGGGCAGCCAAAUGUCGAGAACUACGUGCUGACCAUCAUGAACAUGGUGGCCGGCUUGUUUCAUGACCCUAGCAUUGGGAACCCCAUCCACAUCACCAUUGUGCGCCUGAUUCUGCUGGAAGAUGAGGAGGAAGACCUAAAGAUCACUCACCACGCAGACAACACCCUGAAGAGCUUCUGCAAGUGGCAGAAGAGCAUCAACAUGAAGGGGGACACCCACCCGCUGCACCAUGACGCCGCCAUCCUGCUCACCAGGAAGGACCUGUGUGCAGCCAUGAACCGGCCCUGCGAGACCCUGGGCCUGUCCCACGUGGCGGGCAUGUGCCAGCUGCACCGCAGUUGCAACAUCAACGAGGACACGGGCCUGCCCCUGGCCUUCACCGUGGCCCACGAGCUCGGGCACAGUUUUGGCAUUCAGCAUGACGGAAGCGGCAAUGACUGUGAGCCCGUUGGGAAACGGCCUUUCAUCAUGUCUCCACAGCUCCUGUAUGACGCCGCUCCGCUCACCUGGUCCCGCUGCAGCCGCGAGUACAUCACCAGGUUCCUCGACCGUGGGUGGGGCCUCUGCCUGGACGACUCUCCUGCCAAGGAUGUCAUCGACUUCCCCUCGGUGCCACCUGGCGUCCUCUAUGACGUGGGCCACCAGUGCCGCCUCCAGUACGGGGCCUACUCUGUCUUCUGUGAUGACAUGGACAAUGUCUGCCACACACUCUGGUGCUCCGUGGGGACCACAUGUCAUUCCAAGCUGGAUGCAGCUGUGGACGGUACCAGGUGUGGGGAGAGCAAGUGGUGUCUGAAUGGGGAGUGCGUUCCUGUGGGCUUCCGGCCCGAGGCCGUGGACGGUGGCUGGUCUGGCUGGAGCGCCUGGUCCGUCUGCUCGCGGAGCUGCGGCGUGGGCGUGCAGAGCGCCGAGCGGCAGUGCACGCAACCUGUGCCCAAAUACAGGGGCAAAUACUGCGUGGGCGAGCGGAAGCGCUUCCGCCUGUGCAACCUGCAGGCCUGCCCUACCGGCCGCCCCUCCUUCCGCCAAGUCCAGUGCAGCCACUUCGAUGCUAUGCUGUACAAGGGCCAGCUGCACACGUGGGUGCCUGUGGUCAAUGACGGUGAGUCCGGCUGCCCAUGGGAUCUCACAACACACCUUCACGGUUCGAGUUCUCCCUGUUUCACACCUGAGGAAGCUGAGGCUCAGGGAGGUGGAGGGGUUUUCCUGGGGUCAGAGGGCAUGACUGUGGUGGUGCCCCCACUCCCCACCCCGGCAGGCCCCCAAGGCUGGGGCCCAGCACCAGGGGCCACCCCUCCCCGUAUGUUGCAGAAUGUGGGCUGUGACUUCGAGAUUGACUCAGGUGCUGUCGAGGACCGCUGCGGCGUGUGUCACGGCAAUGGCUCCACCUGUCACACCGUGAGCGGGACCUUCGAGGAGGCCGAGGGCCUGGGUUACGUGGACGUGGGGCUGAUCCCAGCCGGCGCUCGCGAGAUCCGCAUUGAGGAGGUGGCUGAGGCCGCCAACUUCCUGGCCCUGCGCAGCGAGGACCCGGAUAAGUACUUCCUCAACGGUGGGUGGACCAUCCAGUGGAACGGGGACUACCAGGUGGCAGGCACCACCUUCACAUACGCACGCACAGGCAACUGGGAGAACCUCACGUCCCCUGGUCCCACCGACGAGCCUGUCUGGAUCCAGCUCCUGUUCCAGGAGAGCAACCCUGGGGUGCGCUACGAGUACACCAUCCACAGGGAGGCAGAUGGCCACGGCCAGAUCCAGCCGCCUGAGUUCUCCUGGCAUUAUGGGCCCUGGACCAAGUGCACAGUCACCUGUGGCACAGGCAUGCAGAGACAAAGCGUGCACUGCACUGAACGGCAGGCGGGGCCUGUGGAUGAGAGACACUGUGACCCCCUGGGCCGGCCGGAUGACCGCCAGAGGAAGUGCAGCGAGGAGCCCUGCCCGGCCCGGUGGUGGGCAGGUGAGUGGCAGCCGUGCUCCAGCUCCUGUGGCCCUGGGGGACUCUCCCGCCGGGCUGUGCUCUGCAUCCGCAGCGUGGGGCUGGACGAACAGAGCGCCCUGGAGCUGCCUGCCUGUGAGCACCUGCCCCGGCCCUCUGCUGAAACCCCUUGCAACCGUGAUGUGCCCUGUCCAGCCACCUGGGCCGUGGGGAACUGGUCUCGGUGCUCGGUGACGUGUGGGCCAGGCACUCAGCACCGAAGCAUCCUCUGCACCAAUGACACUGGUGUCCCCUGCGAUGAAGCCCAGAGGCCAGCAAGCGAGGCCACCUGCCUUCUGCCCCCCUGCCCGUGGGCCCUGGACACGCUGGGCCCUGAAGGCUCAGGCAGCGGCUCCUCCAGCCACGAGCUCUUCAAUGAGAUCGACUUCAUCCCCCGCCGCCUGGCCCCACGCCCUCCACCCGCCUCCUCACCCAAGCCGGCUGGCAUGGGCAAUGCCAUUGGGGAGGAGGACCCCGAGCUGGGCCUGCCGGGGCCUGUGUUCGUUGAUGACUUCUACUAUGACUACAAUUUCAUUAACUUCCACGAGGACCUGUCCUAUGGGCCCUUUGAGGAGCCCAACACAGACCUGGCAGGCACAGGGGGUUGGAUGCCCCCACCUCCGAGCAGCCCUGCUGAGCCUUCCAUGGGCAUCCCCAUGCCUACCACAGAGCCUCCUGGGACUAAGGAGGAGGGGGCGCUGGGAGAUUGGUCCCCUGCCCCUCAGCCCACCCAGACUGGCCAUUCCACACCCCCACCCUCGGAGCAGACCCCUGGGAACCCCUGGGCCAACUUCUUAUCUGAGGAAGAGGCCCCCAUUGGAACCCCAGACCUUGGGCUGCCCAGCUUGCCCUGGCCCCGACUUCUUGGCAUGGAGACGCCUGCUGUCCCUGGGGACCAAAAUAAGUUCCUGGGAGGGGAGGACAGCCAGAGCCAGCCACCCCCUCCCUGGUGGGAGAGGACCAAUGAGGUUUCCGAGGACAACGAGGAAGCCUUAGGCCGCAGAGCGCCUCACCUCCCCCAAAGACCCAGCCCCACGUCGCCUGCUGGGUCCACCAUCAGCACCACCCACCCCUCUCCUGGUCCUGACCCCAUAGAGCUGUGGACAAGCAGGACUGUGGCCUGGGAACCAGCUCUGGAGGGCGGCCUGGUGCCUGUGGACGGUGAGCUGUGGCCCACAGUGGGGGGCGCUCCUCCCCCUCCUCCUCCCACAUCCGCUCUGCCAGACACUCGGGGCAUGGACAGCCCCCUGGAGCCGGGGACUCCCACCCUUUCAACCCCAGGACUGGCUCCUCAGGACCUGCAGACCCUGGCAGUGCCGGGAACUUUCCUUCUGAGGGCCCCAAUCAACCUAGGGCACACGCCUUGGGUGACCGCCCUGAGCCCGGGCCCCUUGGGCCAGCCUGGGUCCCCGAGUCCUGAGGCACCCCCACGCCCUGUGUGGCUGUCCACACCAGCCCAGGACAAUGCAGCCAACAGCAGCAGAGCCCCUGGGCCUCCGGACCCCAGAUUGGCCGAGGAGGGGCCCCCCACAAACCUGCCGCCUGCCAGGAAUGCCAGUUGGGAAGUGGGAAACUGGAGCAAGUGCUCCACCACCUGCGGCCUGGGUGCUGUCUAGCCCGUGCGCUGCAGCUCCGGCCGGGAGGAAGACUGCGCCCCCGCUGGCCGGCCCCAGCCCGCCCGCCGCUGCCACCUGCGGCCCUGUGCUGCCUGGCACACGGGUAACUGGAGUAAGUGCUCCCGCAGCUGUGGCGGCGGGUCCUCCGUGCGGGACGUGCAGUGUGUGGACACACGGGACCUCCGGCCCCUGCGGCCCUUCCACUGCCAGCCGGGGCCUCCCAAGCCGCCCGCCCGCCGGCCCUGCGGGGCCCAGCCCUGCCUCAGCUGGUACAUCUCUUCCUGGAGGGAGUGCUCCGAGGCCUGCGGCGGGGGUGAGCAGCAGCGUCUGGUGACCUGUCCGGAGCCCGGCCUCUGCGAGGAGGCGCUGAGACCCAACAGCACGCGGCCCUGCAACACCCACCCCUGUACGCAAUGGGUGGUGGGGCCCUGGGGCCAGUGCUCAGCCCCCUGUGGUGGUGGUGUCCAGCGGCGCCUGGUCAAGUGCGUCAACACCCAGACUGGGCUGCCCGAGGAAGACAGCGACCAGUGCGACCACGAGGCCUGGCCUGAGAGCUCCCGGCCGUGCGGGGCCCAGGACUGUGAGCUCACCGAGCCGCCACGCUGCGAGCGUGAUCGCCUGUCCUUCGGUUUCUGCGAGACGCUGCGAAACCCCAGGCUCAUUGAAUCCGUGUUCCAGGAGGAGACAGGCUCACCAGCUCCUCGCCUGCUGUCUGGGAAUCCUCACUGCAGCCCCCACCACCGCCGGAAAGACAUUUAG